Molecule: messenger RNA, 2094 nt
Organism: Morchella importuna
Lineage: Eukaryota; Fungi; Ascomycota; Pezizomycetes; Pezizales; Morchellaceae
Exons: 3
Coding region: 1-2094 (697 amino acids)
Molecular function (GO): protein binding
Source: RefSeq, a predicted model, not a curated record
AUGGUCACCGGCGUAGUCUACGUCCACCCGCGCAGCGCCUUCUCCGCCUCCACCACAUCCCUCGCCUCCACCGCACCCCCCGACAAAUCCUUCCUCAAGCGCCUCUUCAACCGGCACCGCCCACGGGGCACCCCCUCCCCCACAUCCAGCACAUCCACCACACUCACAACAACAACAACAACAACGCCACACCACACGUCCAUGGCGCCCUCGCCGCACACCCACCCGCUGCUGGCAAAGCCCUGCGCGCGCGACGAGCUCCGCCCCCGCACGCCGCUGGCAAAGUACUCCCACCUCGACGGGACCAUCUCGGCGGGCGGCGAGGGGUUCGUGCAUUCGCGGCGUGUGCUGGCGGUGCGGGAGCGGGAGUGGGGGAGGGGAGUGGAGGGGGGGAGUGUGGGGUUAGCGGGGGGGAUGGGAGGAGGGGUGGGAGAGGGACGGUUCGUGCAGGAGUGGGGGUUCUUUAUAAAGUGCUAUGCGGAGGGCAGGUUUAAUCUGUCGAACCCGCCGGACCCGCCGCCGAGACGGGCGGGGUUCGAGUAUCUUGUUGCGCCGACGCCGCCGGGGGAGAAGGCCAGGCUCGAGGCAGUCAAGGCCUGCAACGUCUCGCUGCCCGACAACGCAAACGACAAGUACCACCGGCUCGUGCAGCUGGCCAGGAAGGUGUUCCACACGCGCAUGGCUGCGAUCAGCUUCAUUGACGGCGAGCGCGAGCUGUUCAAGGCCGAGCACGCGCUGGGCCGGCGGAGCGUGGCGCGCGACGAGAGUAUUGGCGCGCAUGUGCUGCUGUCGGGAGAGCCGAUGGUGAUUCUGGAUGCGGCAAAGGACUGGCGUCUCUCCGGAAACCCGCUCGUCGCCUCCGCGCCGCACAUCCGCUUCUACGCCGGCGCGCCCAUCGUCACGUACGACGGCCACACAAUCGGCACCUUCUCCGUCUUCGACACCGCGCCGCGCGACACCUUCUCCGUCGCCUGCCGCCGCAAGCUCAUGGACUUUGCGCGCCUCUCCAUGACGGAGGUCGAGCUGGUGAUGGAGGAGCACGACAUGAUGCUGUCACGGUGCACGUCCAACACCACGACGCUGGAGCGCCCUCUGUCGUCGCCCAAGAGCAGCAGCUUCACGAGCGGCAGUACCAGCUGUCCACCUACGCCGACUCCUCCUGCAGCAGCGGUGUUGAAGCGCGAUGCAGCAGCACCAAUAGCCCGCCCGCUGCCCAUCAUGCGCGCCCACGUCCCGCCAGCCAUCAACAUCCCGCGCGACACCAGCUGCGACCGCCAAUCGCGCACAUCCACCCGUCUCUCCACGAUGCCCACCCCGCCACACACCCCCAGCCGGCCAUUCUCAAUCUCGACCGCCGCGUCACUGUCGCUCUCAUACAGCCACACCUUCUCCCCCACCUCGCCCACCUCCCCCGUCAAUCUCGCAUCAUCACCAACAACCACAACCGCCGCCGCAGACGGAACCACAAUAAUCACCCACCACCCCCACCCCCACCCCCACCCCCACCACCAGCCCCCAGCAACCCCAGGCCCAAUAACAUCCAUGGCCGAGGCCUCCUUCGCAACAUCCAUCAUCGCCCGCUCACUAAACUACGACCUCGUCUACCUCCUGCGCGUCUCGCCCGUGCGCUCGCCCGAGCCCCAGCUCUACGACGACGCCACCGCAUGCGCCGUCGACAACAUGUACACCAAGAUCCUGGUGGCGCACGGCGUCCCCGAUCCCUUGCCCGUGUUUGACGCCGCGCUGCAUCUAAGGGCGCUCAGGAGCGCGGGCGGGCUAGUGUACCGCAACCCCGCACGGAGCAGCGAGGAGGACGAUGUCGGGUAUGGGUUGGGGAUACUGCUGCCGCUGGUGAGGGACCAGAGGGGGGAGGUGGCGGAUGAGGGGUAUUGUUCCGGUGGUGGUGGUGGGCCGGGGGGUGUAGGGAUGGGAGGUGGCGGGGAGGGGUGUGCGGGGGGGAUUGUACUGGCGGCGUUUACGAAGGAGGGCGGGAGGGAGGGGGCGCCGCUGUUUACGGCGGAUGAGGUGCACUGCUUGAGGGAGUUUGGGGAGGCGAUGAAGGAUAUCCUCGUCAGGGUGGAUCGCAAGUUUUAG